CGUUACCUGUUGUCAACGUAAGUUAGUACAACGUGUACAAAUUGUUGAACAUAUUCGAUAUCACUUAGAUCCGAAUACCUUUAAAUGUAAUAUAUGUGGAAAUGUUUUUCUAACUAGCCGUAAUUUAAAUUAUCACAUGCAUGAUAAACAUACAGACGAAGGUCAAAAACGUUCAUUCGAAUGCUCGAUUUGUCAAAAAGGUUUUACGAAAAAAGGUGCUCUCAAAAAGCACAUGGAAACACAUGAUACCGAUCAGACAUAUAAAUGUAGCCAAUGCGAAAAGGGAUUUUCCACCGAACAACGACGAAAAAUUCAUGAGCGUAAUGUACAUAAUGCUGAUCGGGUGUGUGAUCAAUGUGGAAAGACUUUACAUGGAGUGGCUGCACUUAAACAGCAUAUGCUCGAACAUGCUGGUGUUAAGAAACCAAAAUGGCCCUGUGAUCAGUGUAAUGCAGAACUGACAUCACAUUCUAGCUUAAAGCGCCACAAAACUGUUCAUGAAACAUCAAAAGUUUAUGCUUGUGAUGAAUGUGGUAAAAUUGCUCCCACCCAAAUGAGUUUGCAAAGUCAUAUACGUUAUUCUCAUAAGUUGGAGCGUAAAUUUAAAUGUACCAUUUGUGAUAAAGCUUUUAAGGUUCCUCAUGUUUUACGCGAACAUAUGGCUACUCACACUGGAGAGGAUUUGUAUCAGUGUCCACAUUGUCCUCAGACAUUUAAAGUUAAUGCCAAUAUGCAUCAUCAUCGCAAAAGAGUACAUCCGGUAGAAUGGGAAGAAGGUAGAAGAAGGUGGAUAUAUACUGGCAAAUUAAUCAGUGAAGAAUACCACAGUAAUAUGUGUUCCAAAGAGAGGAAUAGUAGGGUACUUUGCCUGGACUGUUGGCAACACAUAAAUGACUUUCAUGAAUUUCAUGAAACAGUUAUAAAAACGAGGUCAACGCUAGAGGACACUAGUUAUAUUCAGAAUUCUCCAUUGCACAUCAAGCUUGAAAAAGAACAAGUGACUAAUUUCGAUACAGGUGAUAGUGAGUUAAUGGAAUUUAAAGAAGUAAUAAUUAAUAAUGAUAUAGAACGUAUCGAGAAUCCCAAAGAGGAAGAAACAGAAUUGGUUGAUGAUAUAGAUGACGAAGAACAUGAUAAAAUUCCUUUAAGUGAGUUAUUAAAAGAACAAACCUCUUUAAAAUAUAACAAAGAAAAGGAUGCUUUAGACAAGGAAUAUAAAGAUAAAGCUCAUAGAUUGCGAAACUCAAAAGUUAAAGCUAAAGAAAGCUCAAAUUUAGAGUCUCAACCUAAUGAAGAAGAUGAUACGUUAAGUGAAAAAAGGAAAAAAUCCAAAGAUUCUGAACAUAUUAAACGCCUUCAUCCUGGCUUAAAGAAAUUUCGUAAACAUAAUGAAUUUAUAGCGGAAUGGAAAUCCCAGUUAGAAUGUGGUAAUUGUAAUGAAUCAUUUGACAAUUUCGAUUUAUUAAAGAUACAUUUUAAGGAGCAACAUAAUGCCAGAUGUUAUGUCAAAUGCUGUGAACGUACAUUUUAUCGUCGUUGUGCUUUGGUCGAACACAUACGUCUACAUAUUAAUCCGGAGACCUAUAAAUGUGAUAUUUGUGGUAAACCAAGUUCUAGUAAAUAUAAUCUUAAACUCCAUAAAAGAGCUUUACACGCAGAAACACAACAGACAUUUGAAUGUGAGAUUUGUCAAAAGAUUUUCAAGCAAAAGCAAAAUUUAGAACGUCAUGUGUUAAUCCAUGCUACGGGCAAUAAAGAUUUCAAAUGUGAGGAAUGUGGUAAAGCAUAUGUACUAGAAGUUCAACUCAAAGCUCACGUUAAAUUGGUUCACAAUGAUAACCGGGUUUGUGACCAGUGUGGUAAAACAUUGCACGGUAUUGGAGCUCUCAAAAAACAUCUAAAAGAACAUGAGGGCAUUGAAAAACCUAAAUUCCCCUGUGAGGAAUGUGGCGCCAUACUAGCUUCAAGUACUAAUUUAAAACAGCAUAAGGCAGCUUAUCACAGCGAUGGCUCAACCGUUUACGUUUGCAGUAUAUGUGGCAAAGUAUCAGGCAGUGAAAGAGGUCUAAUGCAUCAUAGAAAAUAUGUUCACGAAAAAGAAAGAAAAUAUAAAUGUCCUCAUUGUGAUAAGGGAUUUAAACGACCGAAAGAUUUACAAGAACAUGUUGCCACACAUACAGGUGAAGCUUUGUAUCAGUGCGCAGAUUGUCCGAAAACAUUUAAAAAAUCCUCGAAAUAUCAUCAUCAUCGUAAGACUGCACAUCCGCUGGAAUGGGAAAAGGGUAGAAAGUGUCGAGUAGAAAAACAAAAAAUCGAUUUUGAACAGGUUGUAAAACAAGUGAUAGUUUAAGGAAUCAUUUUAAUAAUAUGUUUUUGUUCAUUAAUCAACAUAAUAAUAACAUGGAUAAGCGUACAUUUUAUGUAUUCUGCACUAUAAACGAUCAAAAACAUUCCAUUUAGAAAGUCUGAGAGUCCUGAUAAUUUUCAAUAAAGCGGAAUAAAUAUAUCACUCUAAAC
This is a messenger RNA of Lucilia sericata (common green bottle fly), 2517 nucleotides long. RefSeq names its product zinc finger protein 91-like. NCBI's taxonomy places the organism in Eukaryota, Metazoa, Arthropoda, Insecta, Diptera, Calliphoridae. The record is from RefSeq and is a predicted model, not a curated record. The coding region runs from base 137 to 2350 and encodes 737 amino acids. Gene Ontology annotation, molecular function: zinc ion binding. The transcript has 2 exons. Gene Ontology annotation, cellular component: nucleus.